Messenger RNA from Hevea brasiliensis (rubber tree), 1470 nucleotides. RefSeq names its product B-box zinc finger protein 25. Gene Ontology annotation, biological process: regulation of DNA-templated transcription; photomorphogenesis. Gene Ontology annotation, cellular component: nucleus. NCBI's taxonomy places the organism in Eukaryota, Viridiplantae, Streptophyta, Magnoliopsida, Malpighiales, Euphorbiaceae. The record is from RefSeq and is a predicted model, not a curated record. The coding region runs from base 466 to 1191 and encodes 241 amino acids. The transcript has 3 exons. Gene Ontology annotation, molecular function: zinc ion binding.
ACCAGAUUUCUUGAUUUUUGUUCACCAAAUCCAAACCCUUAUCUUUUAUAGGCUCAGCUUCUUGAAUUCUUCGCCAGGCACCCCUAUUCUCAUAUCUUCCGGACUCUUGGUUACAUUAUACAGUACUCCGUUUUCUUAUAUCUUCCCAUAUUUUCUCCAUCUUUCUUCUUGUGUUUUUUUACCUCCGUCUUGCCGCGUUCUUGGUUAGCUUUCUGUUCGAGAAUCAAGAUUUUUCGUCCACGAAUCUUUUUGGUUUGCCUUACAAUAUUUGUUGUAUUUCAAGCAAUUUUCAGGCAUUGAUAGUGGGUAUCUCUUGAUUCUUGAAAGGUUUAUCUCCACUUUCACUUUCAUGGCCAUGUUCCGAAUCUCCCUAAGAGGAAGGUCACUGCAGUAGUUGAAAAAACAAAGUGGGUAUCUGCUAAAAUUAGAGAAAAAGGAUUGAAAAGCAGGGGGUUUUUAAGGAAGAUGAAGAUUCAGUGCGAUGUGUGUGAGAGAGCUCCAGCUACGGUGAUAUGUUGCGCAGAUGAAGCAGCGCUUUGUGCGAAAUGUGACAUAGAAGUGCAUGCAGCGAACAAGCUUGCAAGCAAGCACCAGAGGCUUCUCCUUCAAUGCCUGUCCAACAAGCUGCCUCCUUGUGACAUAUGCCAAGAAAAGGCAGCUUUCAUUUUCUGUGUUGAAGACAGAGCCCUUCUCUGCCAGGACUGUGAUGAACCAAUCCAUUCAGCUGGUAGCCUCUCUGCAAAUCAUCAGCGAUUUUUGGCCACUGGUAUCAGAGUGGCUUUAGGAUCUAGUUGUACCAAGGACACUAAGAAGAGUUGUUUAGAGCCACCCAAUCAGAGUGCACAACAAACUUCCAUGAAAUUGCCUGUUCAACAGCCAUCAAGCUUAAACUCUUCAUGGGCAGUUGAUGACUUGAUGCAGUUCUCAGACUUCGAAUCAACCACUGACAAGAAAGAGCAACUCGAAUUCGGAGAGUUUCAGUGGUUAGCUGAUAUGGGAAUAUUUGGUGAGCAACUUCCUCAAGAAGCAUUAGCAGCAGCUGAAGUUCCUCAAUUAGCAGUUCCACCAUCAGUCAGUGUUAGCUCAUACAGACCUACGAAGUCCAAUAUGCCUACUAAGAAGCCUAGGAUUGAGAUUUCUGAUGAAGAUGAUGAUGAUGAUGAGUACUUCACUGUACCUGAUCUUGGCUGAGAUGGGCCAUAGACUCUAUGGUUUGAAUUUUAUGGUUUGCAAACUGUACAUAGUUUCCUAAGUACAUGCAAUGUAUUUAUGUUUAUUACAAGAUAUGUUGUGAGAAACAUAAAGGUUUGUUUAGGAAAUUUACAUUUUCUAUAUUAUCCGGUAUUACUAUUUUGGUUCACCAGUAUCGUCACUGCUCAUGGUAGUAUAUCAGUGUUUUGAAUGCUCUUUAUGUCACUCUGUCUUGAAUCUUUUUCUUAGUGAUUACAUUCAACUUGCUUGGAUUGUUUA